CAGAAAAAGAAAUAUUUUGGUAAAUAAAUGGCAACGUGCUUUUCUAUUUUCAUUUGCCUUGUUUAAUUAUUAAAUCAAAAUGAACGUAACUGACAUAAAGGAGUUUGCUGAGUUAGGAGUAAAAACAUGGUUGAUCAAGCAGCUUCAUACUCUUGGUAUAAAGGCUCCAACACCCAUUCAAAAAGCAUGCAUUCCAGACAUUCUCUCUGGAAACGACUGUAUUGGUGCAGCUAAGACUGGGUCAGGGAAGACAUUUGCAUUUGCAUUGCCAAUACUACAAAACCUAGCAGAGGAUCCCUAUGGAAUCUAUGCACUUAUACUUACACCAACUCAUGAACUUGCUUACCAGAUAGCUGAUCAAUUCAGUAUAUUAGGCAAACCAUUGAACCUCAGAGUAUGUAUAGUAACUGGAGGGUCGGACCAAAUGGAGGAGUCACUAAAGUUGGCCAAGAAGCCACAUAUAGUGGUAGCAAUGCCUGGACGCUUGGCUGAUCAUAUAACUGGCUGUGAUACUUUCAGUUUGAAGAAGAUUAAGUAUUUAGUUUUGGAUGAAGCUGACAGGUUGUUCAGUGAAUCCUUUAAAGAGGAUUUGGAAACAAUAUUUGAAGUUUUGCCACAAAAUCGUCAGAAUUUACUAUUUUCUGCAACAAUAACAGAAGAUGUGAAAGAAUCCAAACAAUUGCCGUUAAAUAAAGAUCGACUCACAGUAUGGUCGGAGACGGACACACAACUGACAGUGAAUACAUUAGACCAGCGUUACGUGGUGUGUCCGGCGUACGCGCGUGAUGUUUACCUCGUGCAGGCGUUACGCAAAUAUCGUGAGACUAAACCCAGUGCACAUAUUAUUGUGUUUACCGAUACUAAGAAAGAGUGUCAAGUAUUAUCAAUGAUGUUAAACUCAAUCGGCAUGGACAACGUAUGUUUACACGGGUUCAUGCGGCAGAGGGAGCGCGCGGCGGCACUCGCGCAGUUCCGUAGUAAUUUGAAAUGCACUCUCAUAGCCACCAAUGUUGCUGCGAGAGGCCUCGACAUACCUUCAGUGCAUCUUGUAGUUAACCACAAGCUGCCGUUAGAACCAAAGGAAUAUAUACACAGAGUAGGUCGUACCGCGCGCGCCGGGAGGACGGGCAUGGCUAUAUCCCUCAUCACGCCGUACGACAUCCUGCGGCUCGGAGAGAUCGAAGACCAGAUCAAAACAAAACUCAGCGAGUACAAGAUUGAUGAUGACGAAGCGGUAAAGGUGUUUACAACUGUGAGUGUGGCGCGAAGGGAGCAGGAGGCGCAGCUGGACAACGAGGAGUUUGAGCAGCGCAGGCGCAACUACAGGCAUAAGAGAUGGAUCAUGGCGGGGGUUGAUCCUGAACUUAUGGAGCAAGGUCUGGAAGAAAUGCGCCGUAAGCGUGUAAAAGCAGCAAAGAAAGCGAAACUCGAGAAGAUAAAACAAAUCCAAGCACAAAUCAAGGACAAGAAAGAAGAUGAUCGUCUUCAGCCAGAAAGUGAGAACAUUGAUGCAUCAAUAAAAGAUGAAUUGAAGAAAGUCAACAAAAGUCUUAUGAAAAAAGAUGACAGAUUUAAAAAUGUCAUCGGAAAGAUAAGUAAGAUAAAACGUAAAGCUGAUAACAUGAAAGAGAAGAGCGUAGAAGAGAAGGAAAUCAAAAAGAAAAAGAAUAAAGUGUUAAGUAAAAAAGUUUUA
Molecule: messenger RNA, 1693 nt
Organism: Papilio xuthus (Asian swallowtail)
Lineage: Eukaryota; Metazoa; Arthropoda; Insecta; Lepidoptera; Papilionidae
Gene: Dbp45A
Product: putative ATP-dependent RNA helicase Dbp45A
Exons: 9
Cellular component (GO): cytosol
Molecular function (GO): RNA helicase activity; nucleic acid binding; ATP binding
Source: RefSeq, a predicted model, not a curated record